Messenger RNA from Rhopalosiphum padi (bird cherry-oat aphid), 1062 nucleotides. RefSeq names its product innexin inx3-like. The transcript is spliced from 4 exons. Lineage: Eukaryota; Metazoa; Arthropoda; Insecta; Hemiptera; Aphididae. Gene Ontology annotation, biological process: phototransduction. The record is from RefSeq and is a predicted model, not a curated record. Gene Ontology annotation, cellular component: gap junction; plasma membrane. Bases 1 to 1062 code for a protein of 353 amino acids. Gene Ontology annotation, molecular function: gap junction channel activity.
AUGAUUUCUAUCUCGGCAUUUGAUAUAAUAGCAAAAUCGUUUAAAGUACGUAAUGAUAAGCCUGUGAUCGACAAUUAUAUAUUCCAAUGCCACUACAAACUAACCACCAAUAUUUUAUUAACGUUCUGUCUAUUGAUUACAUCAAUAAAUUUAAUAGGAAAUCCUAUAGAGUGCAUAACGAAUUUAUCAAAAAAUACAGAGAUGCAUAAAGUUAUAAACAGUUAUUGCUGGAUGUCAAAUUUAUACACAUAUAAUAGCAAACCAGAAUUCAGUCUACUUAAUAUAGAAAAUAACAAAAAAAAUAUUAGGUCCCAUUCAUACUAUAAAUGGGUACCAUUUAUGCUAUUCUUUCAAGCUCUGACAUUUUAUGUACCCCAUUGGAUAUGGAAAAUAUGGGAAGGAGGUAAAAUACGUAUGAUCACAAGUGACAUGCGUGAAUUUUGUACGGGUUCUGAUGAGUCAAGACGUUUAAAACAAAAUAGAUUGGUACAAUAUUUCAUCGAGAGCUUUCAUACUCACAGUACUUACGCAUUUGGUUAUAUUUUGUGUGAAAUAAUAAAUAUAUUCAACAUUAGUUUCAAUAUUUACAUUACUCAUAAGUUUCUUGAUGAAUCAUUUUUAACCUACGGAAUCGAAAUGUUAAAAUACUAUCAACAUCCUAAUUACGAGUUUAAUCCAAUGGAAGUUAUCUUUCCUCGAAUUACAAAAUGUAAUUUUUUCAAGUAUGGGCCAUCUGGCACUAUUCAAAACGUAGAUGCUAUGUGCAUUCUCUCUCAAAACGUUUUAAACGAAAAAAUAUACUUAUUAUUAUGGAUUUGGUUUUUAAUACUUGCUAUUAUAUCCAUAUGUGCAUUGAUCUAUAGAAUGGCUAUAAUUACACAAAUAGUUAUGAAGACAACAGUAUUGAUAAACAUUUUCAAAUUCACAAAUAAUAAACAAAUCAUUUCAAUGUUGGCUAAUAAAUUUCAAGUAGGAGAUUAUAUACUCCUUGAUUUCAUUGAAAAGAAUGUAAAUUGUAUUCAAUUUAAAGAAAUAAUGGAAGAAAUAUGUACACAAGUUUGA